Notodromas monacha is the source of this 3048-nucleotide messenger RNA. Lineage: Eukaryota; Metazoa; Arthropoda; Ostracoda; Podocopida; Cyprididae. The record is from the annotation of a GenBank genome assembly.
UGUGUCCCUUUUUGUAGGAUGCUGAAAAUUAGUAUGCAAACAAGUGAAUAAAUAUGUUGGUUUCUGGGACAAUCAAAUCACACAGGAAAUAAAACAAAAUGUGGAAGUGCUCUGAGCUGGAAGCCGGAUCUGAUCUAUUGCGUGACUGGGAAUAACAAAUAUUUGAACCUGAGAGAGCUGCUAUUUCAUUCAGAGAUUUCUGCUUUGAGUAGUGUAUAUAGAGAAAUAUGGGCUGUUGUGGUGACUCUGUGGUGGAAAAUGACUGGGCCUCAGGCAAGAAAGGAUCUCCUGAUGAACUUGAAGAAGGUCCAAUAAAGGACAGAGGAUGCAGAGAUAUCCCUUGUCUCAUUAUCUUCUUGGCCUUUCUUGCAGUUGGUCUUUUCACCCUAGUUUGGGCAGGUACAAAGGGAGACUUGGACAGGAUGAUACAUGGGUAUGACAAAUAUGGGAAUGUUUGUGGUCAGCCAAAUGGUGUCAUUAAGGGAGUCAAUGACAGUGGAAAAGACAUGAGCAAUAAACCGCCAAUUCUCAACAGAUGUGGAUCCUCUGAAGCAUCAGUUAUUGCUGACCAAACAUCUAAUUUUCUGAAGCAAAAUCUGGGAACCCUCAAAGCAUUUUUCCAGGAAGCAACUGAUGACAUUCAAAAAAGUUGGAGGGAUAUUUUGUAUAUGGCUUUAAUCGCUCUUGGGUUUUCUCUGCUUGUCACUAUUCUUCUGCGAUUCCUUGCCUUCUGGAUAAUCUGGAUUAUCAUUGGUGUUGCUUGCAUUGGCAGUGUUGCUGCCACCAUUGCCCUAUGGAUUAUUUGGUCACAGGAAAAGAAGGUCUUGGAUGCUAUGAACCAAAAUCCAAAUGAUUACACUGAAACACAGAAAAGGGACAAGACCAACAAAGUUAAUUAUUUGUUUGCUGGUGCCAUAUCUGUCAGCAUCAUUACAGCUAUUGUUCUGCUGCUAGUUAUAUUCAUGAGGAAUAGAAUUGCCUUAGUGGUAGCUUUGUUCAAGGAAGCAGGAAAGGCUGUUCAUUCUAUGCCCUUCAUGCUUCUACAACCAGUCUGGACCUGCAUUGCACUAAUAAUAUAUGUCAUAAUCUGGCUGGCUGGAGCAAUGAUCAUUGAAAAUGCUGGAGAUCCUGUUAUUUUGGAUGAUGACACUGUUCAAUACAGACUAAGUCCUUUCUUCAAAGGAAUGCGCUUUUAUCACUUAUUCUCCUUUUUCUGGAUGACUCAAUUCAUUAUUGCUUGUCAGCACACAACUGUGGCAGGAUCAGUGGCUUCUUGGUUUUUCACAAGGGACAAAGGAAAAUUGCAUUUUCCAAUUCUGUCAAGCAUGUGGAGAGUGUUCAGAUUCCACCUUGGAUCUCUUGCAUUAGGAUCCCUCAUUGUUGCUUUGGUUCAGAUGGCUGCCAGACAGGCUUUCAAAUUGCUGGCAUCCAAUGCUGUCAGAGUGUUUGCCAUCAACUCCAUUGGGGACUUUGUUCUUUUCUUGGCAAAGGCUUCAAUAGUGGUUUCUGUGGUCUUCAUUGGGAUUGAGUUCAUGAAGGUGAACAACAAUGGAGUAACUCACACAUGGUUCCCUGUACUUAUUGGGGCCUUCCUAGCCUUGCUGAUUGCACAUACUUUCAUCUCCAUAUAUGAGAUGACAGUGGACACACUGUUCCUUUGUUUCUGUGAGGAUUGUGAGAGAAAUGAUGGAGUUCAAAGGCCUUAUUACAUGAGUAAAGGGCUGAUGGAAUUUGUGGAGAACAGCAAUAAAGCUCUUCAAACCCUCAAGGAAAAGGAGAAUGCAAAAGUGAAUGCAGUGACGCAUCUGAAUUAAAUGUACAUGCAUUACAUUUAUUGUUAUGAAAAUGGUGCAAUGAAGUGAUGAACAUUUUUUUGGUCAUAAUCAGAAAAUGGAUACCUUGCACAAAUUUUUGAGUGUGCUGAUAUCUGAACCAAGAAACAUGGCUGAGCAGCAGGUAUAUAUACAGGUCUUUUACACUAUGUUGCAAGUUGAAUUAUACAAAUCAUUGCUAAAUACUCAGUCCAGUAGUGUCUGUGUAUUGUGGGCAUUUUUUAAACCUAUGAUUUUUUCAAUAACGCUAUGUUUCCUUAUGAGAAUAAAACUGUAUAGUCAAUGAGUAUAUAAGCCUUUGAUCUGUUUUGAACAUCUUUUAAAAUCAAUAAUCACACUCUGAACCCAGUGUCUGCUGUAAUGUGAUGGCAAAAAUGGCAGCAUCUUUAUUUUAAAAGAGGACAUUGUAAAAAUCAAUCAGUAUUUUGUAAUGAUUUUUUUUAUUUUUGAACUUUUAAACUUUCAUCCAACUAUUGUACCUGAAAAAGCAAAAAAUAUCUAACACACUAUACUUUUUGAAUGUUUUUAGAUUAUUUUCAUGUGAACAUGCAGAAAACUUGGAAUCCUGAAUGCAUUCUCAAAGUAAGAAUUUCCAGCCCAUUCUGGAGCGAGAAUAAUUGAACAUUGACACCUCAAGUAACUUUCUAGACAAUGAAAGAUAUAUCAGUCUAUAUAUAGCAGGGUCAGUAUGCAGCAUAUAUACACAAGCAGGUUCAAUAAGGGUUUAAAGAUAAAAUUCAAGUUCAAAACUACAUGUAUGGGCUUGAGUGCAAUACAGCAGCAGCAGAGGCCAUUCUUGUUUUACAGAAACUUGAGAUCAUGAAACAAAUUAAGUUUAUAUAGGUUUAUAAUAUUGCUCAAACACUAAAGGGAUUUUCAUCAAAAAAAAGAUUGAUUCAUUGAUGUAAAAAAUAUUCAUUCAUGAGUUACAAAAUUUGAAAAUACCCCAUAGUAUUACCAGCAUAUAUGUAUAUGUAUUCUCACUGCUGCUUAUCUCUCCUGAAGCAAUUUCUUAACAGCAGUUCAUCUUAAGCUUUAUCAAUUAUUUUUGUUCAGUUGACGCCACACGGAUUUCGAUAUUCGAAAGCAUAUAUGACGUACGCGGGGAUGAAUCCACAGAAAUAUUUUGUUCUUGUGUAUAUAACGGUGUAUAUAUAAAGCAUAAAGCGAAAUGCUGCUUCCUGUGCCAUGUGUGCUGAUCAUUUAUUUAUGCAAG